UUAUUAUUUCCGUGCGCGUGUCAUUGAAGAGGGGAUUUUUUAGCAUACACUCCAAACUACAAAUAAUUUGUGAGUGCGAAUAAAAAGUUUUGAUGGAGAUCUUGUUGUUUUGAGAGAUCCUGUGUGUCUCAUAUUAUAUUAUUAUCCACCAGACAGUAGACACACAAGAGACUCAUCAUCACAAUCAUCUCACAAUCGCACCAAUAUCUCAAAGUAUAAAUUUUAAAUUCCAAAAAUAAUAAUAAUAACAAGUAUCAAAAUAAUAGUCCUAAAUUAUUUAAUUAUCCUCUCGUGUAUUUUCGUAAAAGUUUUAAAGUAUCAAAAAAAAAAAUUAGUGUUGUGAAAAGAGAUAAAAAAAAAUAGAUAAAUUAGUGGCUUCUUAAAAAAAGUUAAUUUUCUUUUGAACAUUGAUGAACUGUGUUGUGUUUGUAUAUAUACGAAAGAGGUGUGUGUAUGCAUACAUCCAUUUUCAAAGUUGAUACAGAGACUACGAGAGAGUUAUUUGUAAUGGCCGCAACCUGACCUUCAUCGUGUUUCUGAGAGAGUCACUUCACCUCGAAGAAGACUUUGUGUAUAUCACAUGUAUAUUAUUUGCAUUUGUAUAUAAUAAAUGUGGUUAUUGUGUCUCUCGUUUUAUCAUCAAUUUUUAAUAAUAAAAAAAAAAAAAAAAUCAUAAAAAUACUCAUAUUUUUUAAUAUAAAUAAAAAAUGAUUAAUAAAAUUAUUAUUAUUUAUUUUUGAGUUAUUUUAUUUUUAAAUUGAUGAUAUUAUUGUCAAGCUGUUUGUGUGGUGAACAUAACCCGUCGUGAAGAUCGAUUGAAAAUAACGUGUCUGUGUGUGUGUAUGUGCCUGGUAUGGGUGUCGCCAACGAGGAGAAUCGAAAAAACUAAUAUAAUUUCUUUUUUUUUUUUUUUUUUUUUUCAACAAUAAAAUUUUCAUAUUAAAAAUAUAUUUAAAUAAUUAAUUAACAAUUAGUGUGUGGGUGUUUAUAGAGAUAUAAAAAUAUUAAAAAUUGAAGAAAAAAAAAGAGUUUAAGAAAAAAAAAAAUAAAGUGUGUGUGUGAUUGUCAAUAUAAUAUCAUAAAAGCCAUGAGUGAAGAUAGAGAGGAGGAUUCCCUGAUGGAUUUUUGGUACACUAGUUGGGAACAACAGUGUGUAGCUGCAAUUGAGGAACAACCAGAUUAUGAGACUCAAUUGCACAAUCAAAAAGAAAUUUUCACGCAAGAGAUAUGGUCAGGUUUUCAGACAACGGCAUCGGCCAUUGCUCAGCUUUACAAAGAUCGUUCACAAGGAGCAUCAUCACUCUGGGUGCCUUUUCAGACUGCUGCUGGUACAGUCACAUCACUAUACAAAGGUUCAAUAGAUGGAGUAAGAAGAUUUACAGAUUUAGGAACUGAAGUUGGUAAACAAAAACGUAGUAAAGAACUUAUGAAUUGGGCUAGAAAAAAAAGACGUAUGAUUAGAAGAGAAGAUUUAUUGGAAUAUCUUGCUGGUAAAUCACCACCUAGGUCAAUAAAUCAAAGCAACAUUAAUAAUUGUAGGAGUUCACCAAGAACAAGAAUGAUGGUUUGUGGUUCACCAUCAUCACAAAAUCAAGCAUCAAGUAUGGUUGUAUCACCACCAGCAGUACCAGAUGAUCCAGAUGCAAAUCUUCAUGCUUUUAGAGAAGCAAUUGCCUUAUCCAAUUCACCAAUAUCUCGACGUAACGGUAAACCAUCAGAAUUAAGUUCAUUUAUAAGUAAUGAAUUUGCACGACAUCAUAAACGACCUGCCUCACACGAUGUAGAUAUGGGUUCACCUACACAUAAACGUUCUCGUUUUAUGUAACGAAACGUAUUAUCAUUAAUUCUAGCCCUGUGACCUUUUAAAAGUCCAUUUAAUAAUUAAUUUAUUAAAUUUAAUUGAUUUUAUGCAAAUGAUUCGAUGCCUCAACGAAAAAAAAAAAUUAUAAAUAAUAAUUAAGUAACUGCAAAGAGAAAAAAAUUUUAAAUGAGGCUUGAUUAUUGAAAAUAAAUAGAUGAAAAUUAAAAGCAAAGGAAAUACUUUGGUUGCCAUUUCGUGACAUUUCUCGAUUGGUUUGUUAUUAGACCAAUUAUAAAAUGAUCACACUGUGUGGUUUUUUUUUUUCUGUUGAAGACAUGAAUGCCACAAAAUAACAAAAAAGUAAUAAUUAUAUAUGAAAUUCACAUACAUGAACACUUGAAUAUAUUUACAUAUAUAUAAUAAAAAUAUAUAAAUAAUUGUAUCUAUAAUUUACAUGAUACUUAUAUUUAUAUACAUAUCUACUGUGACAUAUAAUUUGAUUAACAAUAAAUAACUAUCUGGAUUAUGUUUUAAUAAUUAAAUAAAGGUAGUAUAAUUUAAUAAAAUUUGUGUACAAAAAUUAUCAUUUGGUAUAGAUUAUUCCAGACAGUUAUUUAUUGUAUCAUCAAUAAUUAUGUUCAUGUGUUAGUAUAUGAUCAAAAAAAAAAUUGUAUAAAUAUAUUCUCAUUUACUUGAUUGAUUGAGAGUAUUUAUUCAAAGGGGAAUAAAUUAACUGAAAAUGUAUAAUAUUAAAUUUAAAUUUGUAACGCACUGUGCCUCGUUUUGCUUCGGGGUCUCAAGACCGAUCAGAACAUCGGGAAUAAUUCUCAUGAUAAAUUUUUUUUAUAUCUAAAUUUAUUGACAUAAUUUAUUUCUUUUACGUUUUUUUUUUUUUGUUAUUUUUUUAACAAUAUUAAAUGAUAAAUAUAAUUAAAUUGAAUAUCGUGAUUUUAAUUGAGCAGAAAAAAAAAACGCAGGCGUUGUUUUUUUUUUUUCUUUAUUGUGAUUGUUAGCUCAAAUUUUUUUUUUUUUUUGUCAUUAAUCGAUGCCUGUUUUUUUGUUUUUUUUAAAAAAAAAAAAAAUAGUACUACACAGACGGUUAAAAUGAAAUAAUUAAUCAGCUUUUGAUUUAUUAAAUACGCAACCAGUUUUUGGUAAAUAAAAAUUUAAAUUGUAGAAUUGGUUUCUCAUCGAUUGAGACCCGUCAUUCGUCCCCUCGUAAACCACAUUUUUAGACUUAUUUUAAUUUUAUUAAUAGAAUUAUUACUCAGUUGUAAAUACGAACAUACGCAUACUAAUCAAAUUAUUGUCGCGAAAUGAAGAAAUUUAAAAAGAAACAAAAAUGAAAGAAAAAAUAAAUAGAAUCAGUUUGAAUUAAGUAAUUUCGUUAGUUAAUAAAACUACCAUAAAAAUUUAAAUUGUAUUUAAAAAUAAUCAAUUGAUCGACUAUUAACAAAAUAAUAUUUAUCUAAAAAUACUUUUUAAAAAAAAAACAUUCUGCAAUAUUCGGGUAGUUAUAAAUUUUCAAAUUUUUCAUAUUUUUAUUUUUUAAAGAAUUGUGAAAAUUAGUUUUUUAUUUUAAUUGUUUUUUAAAUAAAUUAAAACUAUUUAAAAUUAUAAAUUAAAAUUAUCAUGAUAAAAUAAAAGAUGACAGCGACAAAAAAAGAAAAAUCAUUGUAAAAAAAUUUUUUUAAAGAAAGAAAAAAACAAAAUCGUGUGUGUUAUAGAUUUUACGCGUUAAGUAGGUUAUUUAUAACUAUUUUAUUUUAGUAAUAAAAAAUUUGAUAGAAAGAAUUGAGGUCUGCGAAAUGAAUUUCAUGUAUUUUAAUUAUGAUUUUAAAUUGGUUUUUUAAUUUAGAUUUUUUUUAAAUUGUUAUUUUGUCACAUUUUGUGCUUACAAUUCGAAAUAAGAAAAAAAAGUAAAAGUGAUUUGUUUACGUUGAGUUUUUAUUGAGAAUUAAUUAACUAUAAUUAUAAAUAAAUGAAAUAACAAAACGAAAAAAAAAAAAAAA
Messenger RNA from Aphidius gifuensis, 3813 nucleotides. Its product is annotated as UPF0472 protein C16orf72 homolog. NCBI's taxonomy places the organism in Eukaryota, Metazoa, Arthropoda, Insecta, Hymenoptera, Braconidae. The coding region runs from base 1088 to 1825 and encodes 245 amino acids. The record is from RefSeq and is a predicted model, not a curated record. The transcript is spliced from 5 exons.